AUGAAACCGCCAGUGUUUAAAGGCGGAAUUGAACCGAUGAAAGCUGAGGCAUGGGUAUUGGGAAUAGAAAAGUUGUCCGAAGUUUUCCCUUGUACUGAAAUCCAAAAGGUGCAGCUUGCUGCUUUUACUCUUGAAGAUGAGGCGCGAAGGUGGUGGAUGCUCACAAGAACAAUGUAUCAAGGGCUGACAUGGGACAGAUUUUUAGAGCUAUUUUAUGAUAAAUAUUUUUCCCAGAGUAUGCGGGACAAGAAGGUGACCGAAUUCGAAACAUUAAGACAAGGAAAUAAAACUGUUGCUGAAUAUGAAGCUCAAUUCGCAGAACUAGCCCGGUUUGCACCUCACAUGGUAGAUACAGAAUACAAGAAGGUGCGAAAAUUUGAGGGAGGAUUGCGGAGUACUAUUCUGGACCAAGUUAAUGUGUUGAAGUUACCUACCUAUGUUGAUGUGUUAGAAAGGGCUGUUAUAGUAGAAGGGAAUAUUGCUGCUCAGACUCGAAUUUUUGGAUGGAAAGGAAAAAGGCAGAACAACCAAGGGUUCAAGGGGUCAACUACUCCACCAAAUAAGAAGCAAAAUUUAGGGACCUCCAACACUACUACUUCUCCUCAAAAUUCAGCUCCUGUGUGUCCAGAAUGUGGAUGGAGGCAUCGAGGGAUUUGUCACCGAUUGUCUGGGGCAUGUUUUCGAUGUGGCAAAACGGGGCAUUUAAUAAAGGACUGUCCGCAAAAGAAUCAACAAACUGGUAAUAAGGUCGCCACAAGCUCAGCAGGGUCUACACCGGUUCCUAAUACCAAGUCAGCUGCUAAACCUGCUAACAAUAAGGAUACUACGAGGCAAGGUAGGGUAUUUGCGUUGGUUCCGGGAGAUGUACAAAAUGCAACAACAGUGGUGUCAGGUACAUUUAUGGUUCAUGGUCAUUCUGCUCGCGUCUUAUUUGAUUCUGGCUCUACCUGUUCCUUUGUGUCAAAAUUAUUUGCGAAAAACUUAGGUAAACCUGAAGAAGAAUUGACUUAUGUGUUGUGUGUGUCUUCACCUAUGGGAAAUUCUAUGAUCUGUACUUCUGUCUAUUCUGCUUGUGAACUCCUCAUUGGAGGUAUCCAUGUAUAUGCUAAUUUAUUACCACUUGAUAUGACUUCUUUUGAUAUUAUUCUGGGAAUGGAUUGGCUGGGUGAAUAUAGUGCCACUAUCGACUGUCUGACAAAGCAAAUCAAAUUCCACCCUCCAGGACAAUCAGAAUCUACUUUUCAGGGGCAAGGAGUGACUUCUCCACUGUAUGUGAUUUCUGCGGCUAGGGCUUGUAAAUUAAUUCAGAAAGGGUGUCAAGGGUACUUAUGUAGUGUUUUGGAAGGGCCAACAAUGAAUGAGAAUAUUGGUGCGAUUCCAGUUGUCUGCGAAUUUCCGGAUGUCUUUCCGGAAGAAUUGCCAGGAGAAUUAGUGGACCGUGAAAUCGAAUUCACGAUUGAAGUGCUACCGAGAGUCCAACCCAUCUCUAAAACCCCGUAUCGAAUGGCGCCAGCUGAAAUGAGAGAAUUGAAGAUUCAAUUGCAAGAUUUAUUGGAUAAAGGGUUUAUCCGCCCGAGUGUUUCUCCGUGGGGUGCACCAGUCCUGUUUGUGAAGAAGAAAGAUGGAACACUCCGAUUAUCAGCAUUUAUGGAUCUGAUGAACCGUGUCUUCAAAUCUUAUCUGGAUGAGUUUGUAGUGGUCUUUAUUGACGGCAUCCUUAUUUACUCAAAGAAUGUAGAGGUCCAUGAAAAUCAUCUUCGCUUAAUCCUUCAAACCCUCCGUGAAAAGAAGUUGUACGCGAAGCUAAAAAAGUGUGAAUUUUGGCUACAUGAAGUGACAUUUCUGGGGCAUGUUAUAACUAAGGAAGGAGUCUCUAUUGAUCCAAACAAGAUUGAGGCGAUUGUAAACUGGCUGACCCCGACUAAUGUGACUGAAGUGCGUAGUUUCAUGGGGUUAGCCGGCUAUUAUUGGAGAUUUGUUCAGGAUUUUUCUAAGAUUGCUGUACCACUCACACAGUUGACUAAAAAAGGAGUUGCAUUUGAAUGGACGGAACCGCGGAAAUCUGCCUUCCAAGAAUUAAAAAUGAAGUUGACUACAGCCCCGGCCCUUGCCCUACCAUCUGGUACUGAGGGAUUUGUGAUUUACAGCGAUGCAUCACAUAAAGGACUUGGUUGUGUGCUUAUGCAAAGUGGAAGAGUUAUUGCUUAUGCUUCUCGCCAGCUUAAAUCCCAUGAUAAGGGCUACCCCACGCAUGAUCUUGAGCUAGCUGCAGUCGUUUUUGCUUUAAAAAUUUGGCGGCAUUAUCUAUAUGGAACUACUUGUGACAUUUAUACCGACCAUAAAAGUCUCAAAUACAUUUUUACCCAAAAGGAGUUGAAUAUGCAUCAGCGGCGAUGGUUGGAGCUUAUUAAAGAUUAUGAUUUACAGAUCCACUAUCAUCCCGGUAAAGCCAACACGGUGGCAGACGCACUUAGCCGGAGAAAUAUGGGGGAUUUGGCAAGUUUAUUGACAGGGAAAAAGGAGUUCAUGAAUGAACUGAAUAAGAUGGGGGUCAACUUGGCAGUGCAUGAUCAAGGGGCAACAAUGGCAACAAUCAUGGCUCAACCGACAUUACUUGAGGAGAUUAAAAUACGCCAAAUGGAGGAUGGAGCUUUAAAGAAGAUACGUGAUGAAAUGAAGACAAAACCGAAACUAGGAUUCGCUUUGACAGAUUCUGUGCUUAAAUUUCAAAACCGAAUAUGUGUUCCUAAUGUGUUAAAACUUAAACGGAAAUUGAUGGAAGAAGCACAUGCCUCAAAAGUUUCAAUGCAUCCAGGAAGUAAAAGCAGAGCAUCAGAGACCCGCAGGAUUAUUACAACCCCUUCCAAUUCCAGAGUGGAAAUGGGAACAUCUGACUAUGGAUUUUGUUGCAGGCUUACCACGAACACCCCGAGGGAUGAAUUCUAUAUGGGUCAUUGUCGACCGAUUAACAAAGUCCGCCCACUUCCUGCCUGUGAAGACCAGUAUAAUGCCGAUAAACUUGCUGUGAUCUAUGUGAAUGAAAUUGUAAGGCUUCACGGUGUUCCGGUUUCAAUUGUGUCAGAUAGAGAUCCCAAAUUUGUUUCAAG
Camellia sinensis is the source of this 3107-nucleotide messenger RNA. Lineage: Eukaryota; Viridiplantae; Streptophyta; Magnoliopsida; Ericales; Theaceae. The record is from RefSeq and is a predicted model, not a curated record.